AAAAUCUUGCUUAGUAAUUCAAUGCUUCGAGGAUAAGGAAGCCGCACCAAUUCCUACAGAGAUUUCUUUGAUAUAUAUGUCACAAACUAGUUAAAGUUUAUGGGAAUAAGGCCUUAGGCACGACCCUUUUGAUAGUUUUUGGCUUAAGAUCAGAUCAGGUGCAUUUCAAGACUACCAUCUCUUGCUUGGCAUCUCUUUCUGGUGGAGGAGGGGGCAGCUCUGGUGUCGGUGCUGUAGAAGAUAUCUAGAGAUGGGACCUGGAGGUCCAGGAGGAGGUCCAGGAGGAGGACCUGGUGGACCUGGUGGCUGGGGUCCUGGAGGACCGGGCGGACCAGGUGGCUGGGGUCCUGGUCCCGGAGGACCUGGUGGCUGGGGUCCUGGUCCCGGAGGACCUGGUGGCUGGCCUGGAGGUCCUGGUGGCUGGCCUGGAGGUCCUGGAUUUUGGCCUGGACCUGGUGGCUUCUUUGGUGGAUUUGCUGAUGGUUUAUGCAGCAUGAUCUCUUCGUGCUUCUACUGCCUAUGCUGUUGUUGGUUGCUGCAAGAUUGCUUUGGUGGACCCCGCGGCCCAUAUGGCCCUCCCGGCGGGGGCCUCCACCUUUCUGAUCGGUUUCAUUUUGCUGUACUGAAAUGGUCUCUGUUUCGUUGGAGUCAUAUAAUAAUGGUUGGUUGUAUCCAUGAUAUAUUAUUGAAAUGCUGACUCGGUUUGCUGCUGCGUUUCAUGCUUUAUUACCCUGGAAGGUUAAAAAGGGAAUUGGAGAUGUUUUUAAGGCA
Messenger RNA from Juglans microcarpa x Juglans regia, 771 nucleotides. RefSeq names its product protein FAM98B-like. The record is from RefSeq and is a predicted model, not a curated record. The transcript is spliced from 2 exons. The coding region runs from base 251 to 697 and encodes 148 amino acids. NCBI's taxonomy places the organism in Eukaryota, Viridiplantae, Streptophyta, Magnoliopsida, Fagales, Juglandaceae.